UGACCGAUAAGCACCAACAAUACCAUCGAAGCUAUGGUCUUAUCUAAAAGCUGUAUAAACAAGGUUAACUGGUUUGUAAUGGCAUACAACCUCGCCGCGGCUUUACAACACUGCUGCCUUCCAAUCACAGAGUCACAAUUUCCGUGACGUCCACCGGAAAAGCGAGCACGCAAACGCACCACGUAAAACAAAACAGAUGCCCCCGCAGAGCAGCGACAGAGGACGGCCGUGAAGUCAGUGUACACAAACCACGACCCACCUAGACGGCCCUAGUUGUUCAGCCCCGAUGUGAGUGUCGUCGUCCCGUCGACCCGACAGGUUCAAGACACGUUUCUCCCACAGACGGUUCACCAAGCGGCAGACAUCGUCAUGGCCCAGGAGACUAAUCAGAGUCAAGUUCCUAUGCCCUGUGCUAAUGGCUGUGGUUUCUAUGGCAACCCUAGGACUAAUGGCAUGUGCUCUGUGUGCCAUAAGGAGCAACUGUCAAGGCAGAACAAUGGAGGACUCAGUACUUUGAGUGUUGUGGGCAGCAGCGGUGGCCCCAUGGCUGAGGCUUCUGCCAUCCAGAGGUUAGAGGCCACCUUGAAUAAUGCUGCAGCUGCUGCAGUCGCUGCUGCAGAGGUGGCAGCUGAGGCCGCCACCUCUGCUGAGGCUGCUGCCAAUGAGGCUUUCAGUGGGGUUUCAACUGCCAUGUCUGUAACACAGCAAAUGACUGAGAUGAGUCUCUCUUGUGAAGAGAGAGGAGCAUCAGGGAGCAAAGUAGAGCUCACAGAGCCAGUUUUGACUCAGCCCACAUUCUCAGCCUCUUGUCCCUCCGGUGCUGGCAGUGAGCAGUCCAAAGCCCCAGAGCCCCAAAAACCCAAGAAGAAUCGCUGCUUUAUGUGUCGCAAAAAGGUUGGCCUUACAGGUUUCGACUGCCGCUGUGGGAAUCUGUUCUGUGGACUUCACCGUUACUCAGAUAAGCAUAACUGUCCGUACGACUACAAAGCUGAGGCUGCUGACAAGAUUCGCAAAGAGAACCCCGUGGUUGUUGCUGACAAGAUCCAGAGAAUAUGAAAAGAGCUCUCCGUUUGACUUUGAACACUGGGAUCUAUAGGCUUUAAAAAAAUGGACUUGAGCCCAACCUUCUUCCUGAAGGAUCUGUUGUUUUCCCCCUCAUUUGUUACACAUUCAAGACUUUUUCCCCAAUGCAUGAAUGUUCACAUAUAUUUUCAGCUUUCAUUCUUGUUUUUGUGUGCGUUUAACACUUUUGGAGGGUUGUAUGUGAGGAUUAUGGCGGGGGGGGGGGGGGUCCAUAUCAGUGGAAGUGACUGCGGGAGGUUGCUGAUGAAGGAGUCAUUGCCCUUUUAGAAGAUGCUGUGCAGGCUGUCAUGUGAUCCUCCCCGAGAACGCUUGAACUCUGCCUGGAAAGAGUUCGGACACUUUGGGCCUGUUUGGACUCUCAGACUUUUACUGCUGUUCGCUGAUGGCGCCAUCUCAGCCGUGCUUGCUCUCUGCUGGCUUGAGUAGCAAAAUGGUUGUUUUUCUUUUUUCAGUUUUUGGCCUCCACUUAACACUGUGAGGUCAGAGUUUCACCCUCCAUACUAGUCAGACCUGGCAUCCUGGUAAGUUAUCAUCCUAAAAUGCUUCUCUGUGCCGCUGGAAUCCCAUCCACAUUGCCCCCCCCCCUCUAACACACAGCUCAGACAUAUUGCUGAAGAGACUUUGGAAAAGAGACUUUGUUGCUAGCCCUUUCUUGCUGGCUGGCUCGCUCAUAUUCCUUCCCUCCUGCUGUGUGUGUGUGGCACUAGAAUAACAAUGUAGUUUGACAGUUAACUUUAUUUUUUCCCCUGUUGAUCUCUGGCUGAUUGCUGUGACCCGCUCUGUGUCCCGGGUUCUGAAUAGCAGGCACGUCGAAGUCCUGCUAUUCAGGUAUCUAAAACCAUCCACUGAAGUCACGUGACUAUACUAGUCAUCUGACUGUUAAAUGUGUGUUUCCCCUUUUUUUGUUUGUUUUCCAGAAAAUGAUGUGUAUGCUGUGUGUUGUUGUAUGACAAGUAGCCUGAACUUGUAUUAAUUUUUGCCUUGGAAGGGUUUAGCUCCACUAAUAUUUCAUAUUUUACUUCACUAUUGAAUGUUUUCCUCAAUUUUUAAUGUGAGCUGACAAAUGCAAAUUGUUGGGGAGUGUUGGAAUGUUGCAUACUGCGUAUCAAACACAGGUAUGUGUGUGUGUUUGAGGGAGUAUAAGUGGAAGGCUGUUGUAUGAGACUGAGUGGUUGUGUACCGCGGUGAUUUAGACCUGUGGUCGUAGGUUAUUAAUCAUUUUCCUUUUUUGAAUUUUUCUUUUUGGUCUGGCUGCUUAACGUGUGUUUUUGUUUUUUACCCUUUUUAGUUAUGCAAGUUUGUACAAACAUCUUUAUUUAUAUACUGCAGUGUGCGUAAUCUUCCAAUAAUAAAGAAUUAAUUGUACGAUGUAAAUAAAUUAUGUUCACAAA
Molecule: messenger RNA, 2474 nt
Organism: Anoplopoma fimbria (sablefish)
Lineage: Eukaryota; Metazoa; Chordata; Actinopteri; Perciformes; Anoplopomatidae
Product: AN1-type zinc finger protein 5-like
Exons: 6
Coding region: 370-1056 (228 amino acids)
Molecular function (GO): DNA binding; zinc ion binding
Source: RefSeq, a predicted model, not a curated record